This is a messenger RNA of Funneliformis mosseae, 717 nucleotides long. The record is from the annotation of a GenBank genome assembly. Lineage: Eukaryota; Fungi; Glomeromycota; Glomeromycetes; Glomerales; Glomeraceae.
AUGAGAAUCAAGAGAGAAUGGAUAGACUCAUCUAGUGGAGAAAACCUAUUACCAAAUCUUGAGUAUGGAAAUUGCCUUUUGUUUAAACUUAUUGUAUACGCUCUGAACACAAUUAAAAUCGCUUGUUCAACAAAUUUUUCUGGCGGAAUGGCCUUAGAUAAAGCAAGGGUUCAAAAAACAUUCCCACAAGUUGAAAAAUAUUUUGAAUCAAAGGAUAUUAUUGAUGAUAAAGACGAAAAAAGUAUCAUUGAGGAAAUUUUGAAUCUUUCUACGUUAGAAACAGAAAUCUCAGGUGAAUCUUUCAAAAAGAAUCGUGAAAUAGAAGACGAUCAAAUGGUAGCAGUGUGUAUGCGCAUUCUUCUUGUAAAUGUACAAAAUAGGGAAUGUAUUUAUAGUAUUAUUUCUAUAGGACCUGUCACUAAAGAUUUGUUUGAAUCUGAAUUUCACUGUUCUGACAAUAUGAUGUCGAUCUGUCAAUACCACAAUGAAAUCUGCCCAAAUGGUCCUCUGAUUGAUUUGAGGUCCAAAUCAAAUUUUACAAAGCAACUCCCUUCAAACAUUCUUGCAAUUUAUCUUAAUGAUCUCGAUGACAGGAUCAAAAGUUUGAUUCCAUCCAACAUUCACAACUUUUUAACUAAAUUUUUCAGUCAGAAUUUAAUGGGCAGUGAUUGGAAUGAUAAGAUUGAUGAUCUACAAUGGAUAAAAAUGAUCAUUUAA